AAGUACAGUCAAUUUUUAUUCACAAGAAAAAAAAACAGCUGGUGUACGAAAAAAAAAAAGAAAGCAUCAAAAAUGCCAGCUUCAAAGCGGGGAACCGAGGAGCCCCUUGAUCCUCAAGCCAAAUCCAGGAGGUUGGAUGACGACAGCGAAGCACUCCGGAUUGAAACCACACCAGCAACCAACAUCAGGUCCCUCAAAGAAAUCCAUAUGCAAGAACAGAUAGACACUGCUGCCCCUCGGACCAAGAGGAAAUUGUCAGAAGAAGAAGAAGAAGAAGUGGGAGGGAACCCAGCCAAGUCAUGCCGACAGAGUUCCCCUCUCAGAUGCACUUUAGGUCCAUCCGUCACAAAACACACAAGUGCCAUCUGUCCGGAAGCUCGAUCAGACGGUGUUAACGCAGAGUCCGAUGACGACAACAUGACCGGCGACAGCAGCAACCAUGGACUUUUCACUGAGAGCGACAAUUCAAGUUGCAUCAAGAAAUACUCAAACCGAGUACGAACCAAGCCGGGCUGUGACUUGUUGAAAGUGAGUGAAGAGUUAGCACCCUCGACAACAGACUUUUUACAGAAUGAGCACAGUUAUGGUAGAGCAUCAGACUCCAGUCUUUACAGUUCAGCCAAUUCUGCGGAAAACACCACAAAGGAAAAUUUAAGCAUUGAAUGUACAGCAGCUGGUGUCAAAUUCACAGCUGAAAACAUGGACAGAAAAAUAACAGAGGGCCGUUGUCUCACAGCUAACAAUGCCAUAGCGUCGUCCGUGAUGGACUCUAAUUCAGAGGCUGCUGCCACCAUUAAAGGCCAGUCAGUGGGAACAUUUUGUUCGAUAAACGGAGAUGUAAAUCUCGAAAAGUUAAUCCACGGAACAAAUUGUCAAACAGAUUGUAGCAGUGAAUAUAAAGAGACUGUUUCAAGUGUGAUAAAGCAGGAUUUAACACAAAAUACAGAGCAGCGGAGGCAUGAAAUGAAGGCAGAUAGUGUCUUAAUGAGUCUUUAUGACAUAUGCGGAGAAGAUCAGAUGCCCCCCACUGCCACAGCUGAAGAAAUUGUAGUAGAAAGUUGUAACUCUGAGACUAGCAGUGAAGAAAAUCAUACAACCAAGUCAAAUAGAAGCCCAUAUACUCAGGCACCAGAAACCAACUCUGACCAAAACCGAGAGAGUCAGUUUGAAGAACUUCUAACGUCAGCAUCUGAGAAUCAGACUGAAGAAAACCCAACUGUUACGGACACUGAUAACAACUGGAAUAGUAAGAUUGAGAUACCAAACCAAUUCAAUAGAAAUUCGGCAAGUAAGAUUGAAGAUAAUUUAACAAUAGCUUUAGAGAGAAACCCAGAGAGGCAUAUUCAGGAAAAUCAAGGAAGUCACAUCAAAGAAAAUGUGAUAUCAGCAGAGCCCGAUAGAAAACCAACGUGCCAAAUUGAAUUAGAGAGCAAUAGAACCUCAGAGUGUCCAGCUGAGUCAGUCCUUGUAGGAAUUCACAAUGCAGAGAGUGCAGGCCAGCAAAUUCAGAUGGAUCCAACUAAUGACACCGAAGAAGCAAUGGAAUCUUCUGUAAACCCAGCGAGUCAAAUGGAAAUAAACCUAACUGCGACAGAGUCCGAUAAAUACCCAGACAGUCCGGCCGAAGAUUUAUUGAUUUUGAAGGAAACCGUUCCCUCGUUAGAAGAGGUCCUCGUUGAAAGUUAUAAUGCACUGGGUCAAAUCAAGUCCCGUCAAAGUCCAGAGAAUGCAACUGACGAAAAUAUGACAAAAAUAGAACAAACUCAAACAACACCAAUAGAUGAUUUGUCCACUUCUAAGAAAACGGUUCCCACAUCACAAGAGGUUCUCAUUGGAAGUCUUAACGCACAAAUUGAAAAACCUCAAAUAGAUAAUGCUGUUCAAGAAAAUGUAACAGUGGAGUGCUAUAGUCAACCAGAAACUGAAGAAAAUGUAGCCGAAAAUCUGUCACUUUCAACGGAACCAACACCACAAGGGGUCCUGGUUAACCAUUUUACUGCAGAGAGUCAAAUUGAAGAGGUCGGAGAAAGCCUACGAGGUCAAACUGAAGAAGUAAAUCCAAUAUCAGUGGAGUCUGAUAGAAAUCCAAUAACUCCUGAUGAAGAAAAUGUAUUAGCAAGUCCUUCACUUUCACAAGAAACUGAAAACCACUCACUACAAGAGGUGCUUGCCGACUGUUUUAAUGUAGAGAGUCAAGUUAAAGAACAUCAAAUGGUGUCCGAUGGUGACCCAGAGAAUCAAAAUGAAGAAAAUCUAACAGCAGUGGAAGAUGGUAAAAACUUUGAGAGUCAUGUUGAAGAUCUGUCACUUUCAGAAGAAAGUGAACCAACAUCACCAGAGGUCCUCGUGGACAGUUUUAAUGAAGAGGAAUAUCAAAUAGAGUCAAAUAAGGCAGAAAAUGGAACUGCAAUGGACUCUGAUAAAAACCUAGCGUGUCACCUAGAUCUUUUACGUAUGCAAGAUACCGAACCCAUGGCACAGGAGAGCCUUUUAGGAAGCCGUAAUUCAGAGGGCGAACUGGAAUCUGACCAACACGCAGAGUGUCAACUUGAAGAAAAUCUUACAUCAAUGGAGUCAGUGGAUCCUUCACCUUCAAAGGGAACUGAACCCAUACAACAAGAAGUCCUUGUAGGAUGUCUCAGUGCAGGGCGUCAAGUCGGGGAAAAUCCAGUGGAGUUGGAUAAAAACCCACAGAGUCAAGUUGAAGAAAAUCUACUAAUAAUGAACUCCAGUAGAAAGACUGAACAAAAUGUGACGAAGCAAACUGAAGCCACCCCACAGGAGGUCCUUAGAGACUUUUUUAAUGCCGAAGGUUUGGUUGAGGAGAAGCAUAUGAAGUCUGAGAGUCGCAUCCACGAGAAUUUCUCUGAACAAAAGCUGGAGCAAGCACGAGGUUCACUUGACAGCCUAAAAAAAACAACUGAGGUGUUGACACCAGACUGUGAGGCGGCCGACAAGCAAAACAGCACAAUGGAGAUGGCCCAUGAAUGUGUCACUGUCUCGCAGCAUCAGACAGAUGUGGAAAUGCCAUCGGAGGGAAGAUUUACCACUGCGACGCUUCAGGAGGAAAUCGAUAUUCACCCCACACAAAAUGUUGAUGACGUUUCAAAUACGGAUAUGAUGAGUGGAAAUUUCUCAAUUUUGGAAAAGGAAAAUAGGCAUUUUGAAGAUUCUACAGCAGUGAUGAACAAAGUGAGCAUCACGGCUUCAGCUGCCUCAGAGAAUGUGGAGCAUCCUCCUUAUUCGCUGGAAAUAGACCCUCACAAUAACAAUGAACCAAGAAGUCACAGAGAGAUUAAUAUUGGAAUUACUGAAUCUGCAGAAAAUGAAGACAAAGUGAAAUUAGAAUACAUUACUGAGGACUCAAUCAGUUCUAAUUCAGAAAAAGUACAAGAUGUUAAAUUCCAGGACAGCCCAAAAGUGAGCAAUCACAUCACUGAUGUAUCUGCUGUUAUACAGAAAGAUUUAGCACCUACAAAUAUCAAAAGCAGCGGAACUGAAGAACAAAUUGCUGUUCUGGAGAAAAAGGAAAAAACUCAUGAGGGUGAAGAGAUGGAGUUAAGUCAAAACAGCCACAAUGUCUGUGAAUAUGAAAACAAUAUGAAUGUUGUCCCUGUGGCAACAUCUGUGAGCCCAGCUGAUCUCCAAAUGCAGAGAAAUAAAGACUUAGUGAACCUUCUGGAGGAAACCAAAACUCAAAUAAGCCAAGCAGAAGUGGACAUGCAUCCAACAGCAGAUAUGUCUUCUGAAGCCCUCAUAGAAGAAAACCAGGAAGAGGCAACAUUUCCUGAUGCUCAUAAUAGUCAGGCAGAAAUAUCCAUGGAGCAUGAAGAUUCCGUCGCACAGGAGAAUCUUACUACGUCAGCAUCUGAGAUUUCUUACGAGACACAAAACCUAGAAGGUCAAAUGUGGGAAACCUCUCACUUGGAAAUACAUCAUGAAACUGAGCUGUCUCAUGAGGUUUGUGAAGACGCCAUGACCGAUCAUUCUUCAAAUAAAGAUGAUGCAAUAAACCUUAACCAUGCGCAUUUGCUACAAAAUCCACAAACAACAUCAGCACCAGGGGAUUCUGACCUAGCUGGAAGCGACGAGAAGCAAGAAGUCGAAGAACUUGCGCCGGGCAUAUGUGAUGUUCAAACAGCUCCAGAUUUUACCGCAAAUGGCUGCCAUGAAAACAUGGGUACCGCAGUGUGUGUUACACAAGUAGAAAUGGACUUCAGGACAAUAGUAGAAGGAGAGGAAAUGCGCAAGGAGGCCAGUGAAUCUACACUUGUCGUCUCAAUCUUGGAGAAUGAGGAUGUCACAGAGGUCGUCGCCAGAAGUUCAGAGGAUGCUGUGAACCAAGCAGAAAUGGACAUGCCAUCAGCACCGGAGUCCGUCUCAAAGAUUUCAGCUUCUACUAAGGAAAUACAAUUGCAGAAUGAAGACAAUUUAUGUGUUAUUGCAGAGGUUCAUCUCAAUAACACUUUUGUAGAAACGGGAGCCACUUCUAAUGCUGUAACUACUUUAGUUCAGCAAGUCGAAGAGGUGGCGAAAGUUACCAGUACUUUGGCUCUUGUUGAUUCUGGAAAUACUAGUCUUGAUCAUAUGGAUGUUUUGCGUGAAUCUGUUUAUUCAACAUUAGAAAAGGAGACAAGUUGGCAAGAUGAGGACGCUACUGCAAAGAUGUUCAGUAAUCGUGACACUGUAGGAGAAGAUUCUGAAUGUGAUGUCGUCCAAAUUCUUGUUUUGGCCCAACCGGCUGACACUGCUACUGUACCCCAAUCUUCAGAAGAGCAGAAUGAGGCAGUCAGUCAAUCACAAAUUGAAAACCAGAUUGUGUAUGAGCCCAUUAGUAGUCCAGAGAGUAGCGAAGAUGCAGAUGCUGCUAUAGCUUUGGAGAAUCAAAGUUUUAUGUCUUUAAAGGACAUACCAAGUAUUCUCGACACAAAGGAGGCCUUGUCUACAAAUGAAUGCAUGCAGGCUAGUCUUUUGCAACUGGAAAAUGUGGAAACUGCUAAAGAAGAGCAGGCAGGAUGCCAAGCAGUUGUUGAAAUGAUGAAGCUACAAACGACCACCACUUUUCCAGACACUGAUGCAGUUGGAAAAGCUGUGACUCCUGCGGAGAAGCAAGAUUUGUGGUCUUCACAGUACAUACCAAGUACUCAAGACAUGAUGGAGGACUUGACGACUAAUGAAAGCAUGGAGGCUUAUCGUUUGAAACUAGGAAGUAAAAAAACUACUAAAGAACUACUGACAGAUGACCAAACAGCAGUUGAAAUGGAGGAGGUACGCCAGACCACCACAGUUUCAGAGAGUAAUGGAGAUGAUACUACUGAUUUCGAGACACAAGCAUUGGUGUCUUUAGAGGAGGUAACAAGUGCUCAAGGCACAAAGGCGAACCUGCUUGCUCAUGAACGCGCAGAGAAUAGUCAUUUGCAACUGGAAAAUGGUGAAAGCGCAAAAAAGGAACAGAUAGAUGGCCAAGUUGCAGUUGAAAUGGAGGUAGAACAGACUACAACUGUUCCAGAGUGUAGUCCAAGAGGUAACAGAGAUGGAGAUGCUGCUGUGGCUUUGGUGAAGCAAUAUUUGGCGACUUCAGAGGCUGUAUCUAAGACUCAAACCAUAAAGGAGGACUUGUGUACUAAUGAAAGCAAGGAGGCUAGUCAUUUGCACCUAAAAAAUAACGAAACGGUUAAACAAAACUCGACAGGUGACCAAACAGCAGUUGAAAUGGAGGAAUUACAACAGACCACCACAGUUCCAGAGCGUAAUGGAGAUUCCACUACUAAUUUGGAAAAGAAAGAUUUGGUGUCUUUCGAGAAUGUUCCAAGUUCUCAAGAAACAAAGGAGGACUGGCCUCCUAAUGAAAGUGCAGAGGCUAGUCAUUUUCAACUGGAAAAUGAUGAAAGCACAAAAGAGGAACAGACAGAUGGCCAAGCAGCAGUUGAAAUGGAGGUACAGCAGACCACCACUGUUCCAGAGAGUAGUCCAGAGAGUAGCAGAGAUGGAGAUGCUGUUGUGGCUUUGGAGAAGAAAGAUUUGGUUUCUUUAGAGGAUGUACCAAGUACCCAAGAAACGAAGGAAGACUUGUCUACUAUUAAAACCAUGGAAGCUAAUCAUUUGCAUUUGGACUUAAAUAAAACUGCUAAACAAGAACUGAAAGAUGACCAAGCAGCAGUUGAAAUGGAGGAAUUAAAACAGACCACUAAAGUUCCAGAGAGUAAUGAAGAUAGAGAUGCUGCUACUCAUUUUGGGAAGCAAGAUUUGGUGUAUUUCGAGAAAGUACAAAGUACUCAAGGAACAAAGGAGGACAGGCCUACUAAUGCAAGUGCAGAGGCAAGUCAUUUGCAGCUGAAAAAUAAUGAAAGUGCCAAAGAAGAACAGACAGAUGGCCAAGCAGUCGUUGAAAUGGAGGUACAACAGACCACCACUGUUCCAGAGAGUAACAGAGAUGGAGAUGCUGUUGUGGCUUUGGAGAAGAAAGAUUUGGUUUCUUUAGAGGAUGUACCAAGUACCCAAGAAAUGAAGAAAGACUUGUCUACUAUUAAAACCAUGGAAGAUAAUCAUUUGCAUCUGGACUAUAACAAAACUGCUAAACAAAAACUGACAGACGACCAAGCGUCAGUUGAAAUCCAGGAAUUAAAACAGACCACCACAGUUCCAGAGAGUAAUGAAGAUAGAGAUGCUGCUACUCAUUUUGGGAUGCAAGAUUUGGUGUAUUUCGAGAAAGAACAAAGUACUCAAGGAACAAAGGAGGACAGGCCUACUAAUGCAAGUGCGGAGGUAAGUCAUUUGCAGAUGGAAAAUAAUGCAAGUGCCAAAGAACAACAGACAGAUGGCCAAGCAGUCGUUGAAAUGGAGGUACAACAGACCACCACAGAGAGUAGUCCAGAGAGGAACAGAGAUGUAGGUGCAGAUGUUGGUGUGGCUUUGGAGAAGAAAGAUUUGGUUUCUUUAGAGGAUGUACCAAGUACACAAGACAUUGAGGACCUGUCAACUAAUGAAAGCAUGGAAGCUAGUCAUUGGCACCUGGAAAAUAACAAAACUGCUCAACAAGAACUGACACAGAACCAAUCAGCCGUUGAAUUGGAAGAAUUACAACAGACCACCACAGUUCCAGAGAGUAAUGGUGAUGGAGAUGCAGCUACCAAUUUGGAGAAGCAAGAUUUGGUGUCUUUAGAAAAAUUACCAUGUGCUCAUAACAGAAAAGAGGACAUGCCUAUGAAUAAAAGUGUGGAGGCUAGUGAUUUGCAACUGGAAAAUGAUGAAACUGCCAAAGAAGAACCGACAAAUGGCCAAGCAGCAGUUGAAAUGGAGGAUGUACCAAGUACCCAGGAAACGAAGAAGCACUUAUCUGUUAAUGAAAGCGUGGGCGCUAGUUAUUUGCAACUUGAAAAUGUGAACACUGCUGAAGAAUGUACAGACGUCCGAGCAGUAGUUGAAAUGGAGGUAGAACAGACAACCAUAGUUUCAGAGAGUAACAGAGCUGGAGAUGCUGCUGUGGCUUUAGAGAUACAAGAUUUGUUAUUUUUAGAGGAUUUACCAAAUUCCCAAAACACAAAGGAUGACUUGCAGCUGGAAAAUGAUGAAAAUGCCAAAGAAGAAAAGACAGAUGGCCAAGCAGUAGUUGAAAUGGAGGUACAACAGACCACCACAGUUUCAGAGAGUACUCCAGAGAGGAACAGAGAUGGAGAUGCAGAUGCUGGUUUGGCUUUGGAGAAGAAAUAUUUGGUUUCUUUAGUGGAUGUACCACGUACACAAGAAAUUGAGGACUUGACUACUAAUGAACUCGUGGAAGCUAGUCAUUUGCACCUGGAAAAUAACAAAACUGCUAAACAAGAACUGACACACAACCAAGCAGCCGUUGAACUGGAGGAAUUACAACAGACCACCACAGUUCCAGAGAGUAAUGGAGAUGGAGAUGCAGCUACUAAUUUGGAGAAGCAAGAUUGGGUGUCUUUAGAAAAAUUACCGAGUGCUCACAACAGAAAAGAGGACAUACCUACUAAUGAAUGUGUGGAGGCUAAUGAUUUGCAACUGGAAAAUGAUGAAAGUGCCAAAGAAGAACCGACAAAUGGCCAAGCAGCAGUUGCAAUGAAGGAUGUACCAAGUACCCAGGAAAUGAAGGAGGACUUAUCUAUUAAUGAAAGCGUGGGCGCUAGUUGUUUGCAACUGGAAAAUGUGAAAACUGCUGAAUGUACAGGCAUCCAAGCAGUAGUUGAAAUGGAGGUAGAACAGACAACCACAGUUCCAGAGACUAGUCCAGAGAGAAGCAGAGCUGGAGAUGCUGCUCUGGCUUUAGAGAUGCAAGCUUUGUUGUCUUUAGAGGAUUUACCACAUGCCCAAGACACGAAGGACGACUUGCAACUAGAAAAUGAGGAACCUUCCAACUUAGAAAAGACAGAUGCACAAGCAGCAGUUGAAGUGAUGGAACUACAACAGACCACCACAGCUCCAGAGAGUUUCACAUCAUCUGCUACAGUCGUCAAUGAACCAGCUGACUUCGCCUGGGAAGAAAGGGUUGUGUCUACAGAUUCUGUGGUUGUGGCAGAGGCUUCUGAACACCUGGAGGACGACCUCCUAGUGACGCCACCUUCGGCUGUCCCUGCUGUACCAGACCGUAGAUCUGAGCAAUAUGUCAUUCUAGAGCCGGUCACAGAGGGCGAAAUUCACUUAGACAUCGUCUCUCAAGCCGCUGCCGCAUCAGGUUUGUCCAACCCCUGUUUGUUGAACCAGGUGGAUCCAAACUGCAUGUUCACAGCUACAAACGGACCCCAACAGACCUGCCUUUUGAAGACUGAAGAGCAGCCCGCUAAGGUCAAAGAUGUUGCAGUGACUCCUUUAGGUGAAGAGGCAGAAGGUUUAACUGCACCACCUUCAGAAGAACAUAUUGAGUUGACUCCGGACCGCUCCCCUCAACCAUCAUCCAUCAUGGUAGAAACAGCCGAUCCUCAACCUCAUGGCGUGAACUUUGAGGUGACAGAGGACGCCGGGGGUGACUUGGCCCUCCAAGAGUUGCAAAUUCUGGAAGACAUGGAGAUCGGUCAUGAGAUUGUCGUGGUCGAGGUCGGCAACGAAGAAGACAGCGAUAUUAUGAUUUUAGAAAAAGCCGCUACUCAAGGACCUUCUCUUCAAAAGGCAGUGGAAAAGACUGAAAAUGAAGCUGUUUUAAACACAAACAAUGUAUCUUUAAAGCCCGACAUUAACAGCAAUAUUGUCCUUGAGAAGCCCAAAAAGCAAGAAAUGAACACCCAAGCGAGAACCAAAGCGCGUCUGGCUGCUCUGGCAGAGCAGAAAGCUGCCACCAUGAAGAGAACAGCCAACAAGCAGCAGCUCAACCUCUUAGCCUUGUGUCAGGAAAUUGCUGAGGACAUUGCCACGGACAGCAUGCUGUUAAAGAGGAUUGAGGAGGAAAAACAAGCGGUGGCUAAAAGUGAGGCCGCCAAGAAGGAAAAUCCACCUGUGAGCGUGCAGGAAGUAGCCGCCAUUGACGUCAAACCUCCCGCUGAAACCGAAAGCUCCUCAGAAAAGGUGCCCCAUGCUGAGGAGCCCCCUGUGGUGGAGCCUCCCAGUGCUGAAUCCAAGGUGGCAGAGGACCCGCCAAAGAGGCGUUUCUUCGUCUCACAAGUUUCCGUACCGCUGAAGGCCCACGAGAAGAAGAAACUAACUCGAUAUCAAAAGCUAAGACAGGUCGAACUCCAAAGGGAGAAAAUGUCAUGGGCACGCAUGAAGAAAAUGAAGUCUGACCAGGCCAAUCAAAUGUUCUCGGACAUGGACUGGCAAGCAUCAAUGUUUACACCUGCUCUGUUUUCCACCAAUGCCACGACCACUGGUCCUGCACCCAAAGCCAGUUCAUCCCUGCUUCCAAGUCCUGCCUUAAGUAGCAAACCAGCAUCACCCAAGCCAGAACCUCCUGUGGUUGAGAUUCUCAAUAUUGAAGCUGCUAAAACGGAACCACCUAAAGUGGACGCCUCCAAGACUGAACUAGAGGUCAACACUGAACCCCCUAAAACGGAAACACCUCCGACUGAACCCACUAAAGCUGAAAACACGAGAAUAACAAGGCAAAGUAGUAAGUCUCAGGCCCCUAAGGUGACUCCUCCUCCAGCUCCCACUCCAAAAGUCACCAGAUCGUCCACCAGGAGAUCUCUGCCGGCUGUACCCCCACCCAUGCCCAACGGACUUAAGGCGUCAAAACCUCAGCCUGUCGAGUACAAACCAUACAAACCACGGCCCAGGUAUUCACCAGAUGAUUUUGAACUUGACGAUGAUCCGUUACCAGCGCCUCCAAAAAGGUCUGGUCCUCUGCCCAGGCCUAACCAGCCCCAAAGUCGGUGUAGUCCCCUGGUCCAAUCGAAAGCCACGCCCCAACUUGCCAGCCAGCCAAAACUUAAACCCUUAACCACCUCUGCUGGACAUAUCCCAGGUCAGUCAAAACCUGUCAUUUCAACCGCUGCGCAGUCCAAACCUGCCUGUUCUCCCAGUCAACAGCAUGCCAUCGCCACAACCCCUCAGUCAAAAGCCUCCAUCACAUCUGCUCCCGUCAAACCGUCCGCUGUAGUUCUUCAAUCAAAACCUGCCUCGGCUGCGACUCAAUCGCAGCAGGCGCCGUCUGUUUUGCCCCACCUGAAAACUACUGGCGCUGCCCCAGCUCAGACCACCCAGCCAGCAGCUUCAAACACGUCCCAGAUGAAGGCUGGUGGUCUUCAGGCAGAGGGAGUUUCAGGUCCCGCGAAAAACUUCCAACUUCAGGCAACAACAGACACGAAAAGCAAGGAUACUGCUGCUGCUUCAAGUUCAUCAAGUCCACCUAAAAGUCCCCCUCCAUCGAAAGAGAACGCUAAUCCUUCUGAUGCACAGCAAUGCGAAGAAAAGCCUGCAGUUGCUGAUGAGUGCCAAAAGACCAAUACCUCCAGGAUAGCCCAGGAUGCAUCAGAAACAUCUUGUCAAGAUGGUGUGGUGAAGCAGCAUGAGUUACAGACUCCUCUCUCUGACGCGGGUCUGCAAAGAGAAGUCAAGAAACUAAAGGAGGCUGACAAAGAUGAUAGCCAAACUGUCAUUGAUGCAGGACAGAAGCACUUUGGAGCCGUGGCCUGCAGCGUGUGUGGGAUGCUGUACUCUGCCGCCAACCCCGAGGACGAAUCGCAACAUUUGCUGUUCCACAACCAGUUUAUCAGUGCCGUCAAAUACGUGGGCUGGAAAAAGGAGAGGAUCCUGGGAGAAUUUCCCGAUGGCAAAAUCAUUCUUGUCCUGCCUGAUGAUCCCAAAUACGCCCUCAAGAAGGUUGAAGAAAUACGGGAGAUGGUGGACAAUGACCUUGGCUUCCAGCAGGUGGGGACAAAGUGUCCCUCCCUGACAAAAACCUUUCUCUUCAUCACCAACGACAAGAAAGUGGCGGGAUGCCUCAUAGCAGAGCACAUCAAUGAGGGCUUCCGGGUGAUCGAGGAGCCCGAACCCGAGGGCUCGGAAGGGGAGAAGGUGAUGUUUGAGCGUCAAAGGGCGUGGUGCUGCUCCACCACGGCCGAGCCGGCACUGUGCGGGAUCAGCCGCAUAUGGGUGGUGAGCAUGUUGAGACGGCAAGCCAUCGCCUCGCGCUUGGUCGAGUGCCUCAGAAACAACUUCAUCUACGGUUCCUACCUGAGCAAAGAUGAGAUCGCCUUCUCGGAUCCGACGCCUGACGGCAAGCUUUUCGCCACGCACUACUUCGGCACCUCGCAGUUUUUGGUGUACAACUUUGUCAGCGGGACGCACUCCCCACGCCCCAAAACUGACUCUGUAUGACGGUCGAGCACAGAGGUGAGGGCGACACCGAGAGUGGACACGCCCUCGCCAAAAGACGUCUGAUGGACCUCAAUUGUUUUUCCCCCCACAAAAUGGACACACCUUGGUUCCAAUCUCAGGAUGAACAGAUUCACCCUUUCUGCUCACAUAACAGAUUUAUUUUAAACUACCACUGAAUAUUGGGGCCACCCUGAAAAGAAAAAAAUGAUAAUUCAACUGCAGGGUUGAUGGCAUCAUUUUAGGAGAAUAAAUUUGGAUAUAUUUUUUAGAUAAACCAAAGAUCAGUUUUUAUAUUCAAAAUGUACCCUUGUUUUUCAGGAAAACAUAGCUAUUCUCAUAGUAUGAAUCGAAAAAAUACGUAACUCACUAUUUGCUUGAAAACAUGCAGUUCUGAGGACCGGGGUUCAAAUCCCGGCCCUGCAAGAGAGUUUGCAUGUUCUCCCCGUGCCUGCGUGGGUUUUCUCCGGGCACUCCGGUUUCCUCCCACAUCCCAAAAACAUGCAUUGAUUGGAGACUCUAAAUUGCCCGUAGGCAUGGCUGUGAGUGCGAAUGGUUGUUUGUUUCUAUGUGCCCUGCGAUUGGCUGGCGACCAGUUCAAGCCUCUCGCCAGGAGAUAGCUGGGAUAGGCUCCAGCACGCCCGCGACCCUUGGAUGAGCGGAACGGAAGACGAAUGAAUGAAUGUUACAACUAAGUUCUGGGUAAUGAAUGCGUUUAUCUUAAAUUCCAAUAGCUUGAAGUGACUUGAAAUCAUACGAGUUUAUUCUCGCAAAAUCAUUUUUAUCUCGAAAAUAUACGCCUUUAUUCUCCUAAAAUUAAGACUUCAAUCUGCAAAAUAGUUGGGUUUUUUUCCCCUCUCCAAAAUAUGCAACUUUAAUUUUGUGGAGAUUUUUAUUUUUUAUUCCCCCCCCCUCCUUCCAGUAUGGCCCUCAUACUCCUUUGUACGACACGAAUCAUGUCCGUUUUUUACUAUGUAUUUUAUUCCCAUGCAUUAACAUGCAAUCAAGUACAUGGUGUUCCCCCCCCAAUGGCUGCUCACUUUUUAAACCCUUUUUACUCCCCUCCAUCAUGUUUUAUCACAACAUUUCAAACUAACAAUGUGAGAACUUCUUAUCUAAAGAAGAAAUGUUUAGAACUGUAGCUUGGGCAUUUUUUUAAAACUUUUUUUUUUAGCUCGCAUAUUUGCUGAGCCAUAUACUGUUCGCCAUCAAAGCGGCAGGGCAUUGUAACCUAUACCAUAAAAAUAUUUUUUGCGGUUUAUUUCACCCAGGCUGGCCAUUCUGCUUUGAUGUUGUGCCUGAAUUUCAUUAACAGUGUGACUUAAUUCCUUUUUGGUUUUUUUACAUAGUUAGUGAACAGUUAUCAUCCUUCUUUUCCUUAAUAACUUACACUGUACUAUAUCAAACGGUCGUGUAGAUAAAUGCGUACUAUAACAUUUAUAAUAAACGAUGUGGAAGGUCUGAAAGGCUCUUUUUUCCCCCCCCUCCCUCUUAUGACUGUGCAUACAUUUGAUUUAUACAAAAAGUUGUAAAUAUUUAUUUAAAUAAUAAACAGU
Messenger RNA from Phycodurus eques (leafy seadragon), 13316 nucleotides. RefSeq lists its product as uncharacterized. Gene Ontology annotation, biological process: mitotic sister chromatid cohesion. Bases 73 to 11763 code for a protein of 3896 amino acids. Gene Ontology annotation, molecular function: protein-lysine-acetyltransferase activity. The record is from RefSeq and is a predicted model, not a curated record. Lineage: Eukaryota; Metazoa; Chordata; Actinopteri; Syngnathiformes; Syngnathidae. The transcript has 10 exons. Gene Ontology annotation, cellular component: chromatin; nucleus.